AUGGGUAAGCGUCAAGCUUUCCCCGUGCCCCCCUCUUCGUUCUCCUCCAUCUCCUCUUUCCCCAAGCUUGUCAACCCGGCGGAUCGGGUGCAACGGUCAUCCAGCCCCGUGGGAUGUGAUCAGCCCGUGGGGACCAUAAGAGUUGCUUCUUCCCCAUGGGAGACGUGGGAUGAUAUUUGGCCAGACCAUCGUCCGUCCCUUCGUCUCAUCUUCACCACCCCGCGUUCUCCUCUCCCUCUCUCUCUGCUUCCCUCUCCCUUCCCUUCUUGCUUGGCGUUAUCAACUCUCAUCUCUUCCAUCAUCAAAAACUCAGAAGUUCUGCUUGUCGUCAUCCUGCCUUGA
Colletotrichum gloeosporioides is the source of this 342-nucleotide messenger RNA. RefSeq lists its product as uncharacterized. The record is from RefSeq and is a predicted model, not a curated record. The transcript is spliced from 2 exons. Bases 1 to 342 code for a protein of 113 amino acids. Lineage: Eukaryota; Fungi; Ascomycota; Sordariomycetes; Glomerellales; Glomerellaceae.